This is a messenger RNA of Astyanax mexicanus (Mexican tetra), 2742 nucleotides long. RefSeq names its product cyclic nucleotide-gated cation channel beta-3 (gene cngb3.2). Lineage: Eukaryota; Metazoa; Chordata; Actinopteri; Characiformes; Acestrorhamphidae. Gene Ontology annotation, biological process: monoatomic cation transmembrane transport. Gene Ontology annotation, molecular function: cGMP binding; intracellularly cGMP-activated cation channel activity; protein-containing complex binding. The record is from RefSeq and is a predicted model, not a curated record. Gene Ontology annotation, cellular component: photoreceptor outer segment; intracellular cyclic nucleotide activated cation channel complex; plasma membrane. The coding region runs from base 243 to 2570 and encodes 775 amino acids. The transcript has 18 exons.
CAGUCCUAUAUUACAAAUACAUCAAUUCUGGAGUUAUGAGUGGUGUUAUGAUACUGCAUAUGGCCUCAGUUCACACUGUGGGAUUGGUGUUGCAGGUGGGUAUUAGUGGUCUAAAAGCACUAAUUGCAUCAGGCCCUCAUGUUAUGAGGACAGUUGCUUUAGGGAGCAGUGAGAGGAUAAGCAUAAAAGAGAUCUCCUCAAGUCCAACCAGACGGCAGCAGAAGUAGAAGUCUGCCACAAGCAUGUUUAGCUCACUGAGGAAACUCAUCAAGGGGCCUGUGGUGGGUCCGACCCCAGCCCCAGACCCUCCCAGCCCUGCUCCUGGACCUGCUGCAGCUCCAGCUCCAGCUCCUGCACCUGCAGCCCCAGCUCCUGCACCAGCACCUGCAGCCCCAGCUCCAGCACCAGCACCUCAGGCAGAAAAGGAUGAAAAACCCGCAGACAACAAAAAUGAGCCCAAAGAAGACAAAGAGGAAAAAGCCCCAGCCCAAACACCUGCCCCUGCUCCAGCUCCUGCCCCAAAACCAGAGGAGAAACCUGCUGACCCGCCGGCAAACGGACAACCACCAGGGGAAGGGGAAGAAAAAGCUCCUUCUCCUCCACGUCCAAUCAUAAUAAACAAGUACUCAGAUGAUCAACUUCGAGAUGUAAUCAAACGAAUGCGUGAAAGAACGAACAUGUAUAAGGAGAAGGUCGUUGACCCCUAUGCAUCUUCCCCAGAGCGGAGCCCUCCAGUCACACCUGUGCUGAGAAAAGUAGAUUACUUGAAAAAGCAAGAGGAGGAGAAGAAGAGAAAAGAGGAGGAGGAGAGAAAGAAAAAGGAGGAGGAGGAGAGAAAGAAAAAGGAGGAGGAGGAGAGAAAGAAAAAGGAGGAGGAAGAAAAGAAGAAAAAGGAGGAGGCCAAAAAGGCUGCAGAGGCAGAGAAGAAAGAAGAGAAGAAAGAAGAGAAGAAGGAGGAAAAGAAAGAUGACAAGAAAGCAGAAGCUGAUCCAGCCACAGAGGAGAAGUCUUUUUGGCCAAAAAUUGAGUGCACCUUCCUAGAUGUCCUGUUGAAACCUAUUGAGGACAAGAUGGAUAAAGUCCUGGGGACAUCCAUCGACCCAUUUACAGAUCGCAGAUACAUCACUUGGCUAAGCAUUGUGACCAUCGCCUUCAACUACAACCUGUGGUUCAUACCUGUCCGCAUGGCUUUCCCCUAUCACACUCCUGGGAUGAUUCCUAUAUGGUUUACCUUAGAUAUCUUGGCUGACCUGAUGUACCUCAUCGACAUGGUCAUUUUUCAGCCACGGCUGCAGUUCUGUAGGGGUGGGGAUAUCAUCUUUGACAGAGCUGUCAUUAAGAAGCACUACAGGGAGACUUCCAAAUUUCAGAAUGCCCUGAUAUCAGUCUUGCCUCUGGAUGUGCUGUAUAUUCCAUUUGGCUUCCAUUCCAUCUACAGAGCCAAUCGCCUCAUGAGGUUUGAGGCCUUUUUUGAGUUCAGUGAUCGUCUUGAGGGAAUUCUGACCAAGGCUUACAUCUGGAGAGUUAUUCGUACCAUUGGAUAUCUUCUGUUCAUCCUUCAUCUCAACGCCUGUGUCUAUUAUGUAGCCUCUGCCUAUGAAGGCAUUGGAACAACCAAGUGGGUCUACAGUGGAGUAGGGAGUGCCUACCUGAGGUGUUUCUUCUACUCAGAGAAAUCCCUGUUGAUGAUCGCAGAACUACCUUUUCCAGACACCUUAUUUGGUCAGAUCUUUCAGAUGACCAACUAUUUGUUUGGUGCCUUUUUUUUGUCCAUCGUUCUUGGCCAGAUGAGAGACGUCAUUGGAGCAGCCACUGCUGGACAGACUUAUUUCCGAGCCUCUAUGGACUCAUGUGUUGCCUAUAUGGUGACUAAUCGUAUUCCUAAACUGGUGCAGCACAGAGUGCGUACAUGGUACAACUACACCUGGGACUCACAGGGCAUGCUGGAUGAGUCAGAGUUGCUGGUGCAGAUGCCUCUGGUGAUGAGAACAGCCAUCGCUGUGGACAUCAACCUCGCCACAUUCCAGAAGAUUGAACUGUUUAAGGGAUGUGAUAAUCAGAUGCUGGUGGACAUGUUGCUGAGGCUGAAGUCUAUUGUCUAUCUGCCUGGAGACUUUGUGUGUAAGAAGGGAGACAUUGGUAAAGAGAUGUACAUCAUCAAAGCUGGGGAGGUGCAGGUGAUUGGCGGACCUGACAACAAAAUUGUGUUUGUGACACUAAAGGCAGGCUGUGUGUUUGGCGAGAUCAGUCUUUUACAGUCCUCAGCUAAUGGAGGGAACAGAAGAACAGCUAAUGUGGCAGCACACGGAUUUGCCAACCUCUUCGUGCUGGAUAAGAAAGACCUCAAUGACAUCCUGGUUCACUACCCAGAGUCACAGAAAGUCCUGGCCAGGAAGGGAAGGAAACUGAUGAAAGCUAAAGGUCCAGCUGCUGCUAAAGUAGAAGAAGAGAAGAAGAAAGGCCUGGCGCUGUUUGGACCCAAACCUCCAACUCCCAAAAUGCUCCGUGCUUUUGGAGGAUUCCAUAAAAAAGGAUUUUUGGACAAACUUAAGAGUGCUAAAGAUGCAUAAUAUAUGCAACAAAAUGACAGUCAUAUUAUUUUCAUUUUGAAGUGACAAAAAGAUGUAGUACAUUUUCAUUUUUGUAAAUAGUUUGGAUUCUUGAACAUUUGUAACAUUUAUGGAUUUUAACCAUUUGUGAAUUUGUACAAAAGUGUAAUAAAGGAGAUAUUUUUCAAAAUAA